GGCCGACGAUAUAAAAUCCCUCACGUGAGGGAGGGGAUAACCUCGAGUACGCUUCGCCACCAACGUCACCACCGCUUCUCCCGUUCGAGAUCGGAGGGCGAGAAAGGGGGUUUUGGUCCUCCGCUUCCAUCUAGGGUUCUGGUUCUCGCGAUCGAGAACCCUUCUCGGAACUCUAGCUCGUGGAUCCCUCGCCGAUCCAUGGGCUUCUCCUCUCCCCACCGGCUCGAUAUCUUCGAGAUCUACGCGAGAUACUGCGAUAUUUUAUCAAGAAAUGACCAUGCUACCUCAAAGGAAUUGUUGGCUGUGCUUUCCAAAUCAUUGGAGUGUAGAGGGCAAGCAGGGGAGGCAAUUUAUAAUGACCUUUACAAGCUUAUGUCAUGCCUUGACUUGUCUGUGGAUUCUCGUAAUUUCAAUUGCUUCUAUGAUUUUGUCUUCUUCUUUUGCCGUGAAAAUGGGCAGAAGAACAUCACUGUACAUAGGGCCAUAAGUGCCUGGAGAUUAGUUUUGAAUGGAAGGUUUCGAUUGCUUAAUCAAUGGUGUAACUUUGUUCAGGAACAUCAACGUCAUAAUAUAUCUGAGGAUACAUGGCAACAACUCCUGGCCUUUAGCCGAUGUGUAAACGAAGAUCUUGAAGGUUAUGAUCCGAAAGGUGCCUGGCCUGUUCUGAUUGAUGACUUUGUUGAGCAUAUGUACAGAACUAGCCACACCAGGAGUUGGAGAACUCAGGAUUAUAUUUGUAGCUGUGCUGACAUGGAAGCACAACCUAGCAUAUCUAACACUUUCAGUGGAUUGAAUCUGCUCCCUGGAUCAAAGAGGAAGUCUCCUGCAGAUGCUGGUGAACACUAUGAGGAAGAAUCAAAGCGUUUACAGAACCCAACAAGCUCAGAUCAUGUGAUGAAAUCCAAGCGAGGGAAGCAGACUUUCAUUGCUAGACCUUGGGAGUCUGACUUAGCUAUGAGUCCAAUUGAUGGUACGGUAGAUUACCAUGCUGAAAUGAAUAAACAUAGUUCACUUGGUUGUCUUCAAACCUCAGCAUGUGCUGUAGAGGAUAGCUUAUCCAAAGGUUUCGAAGGAUACCUUUCCAUAGGGUGCUGUUUCCAGUUUGAUCAGAAAAGCAGGGUUUGAUACACAUAAAUAUACCUCAAACCUCAGCAUGAACGGUCGAGGAUAAGUUAUCCAUAGGUUUUGAAGGAUACCUUUCUAGAGGAUGCUUUUUGCAGUUUGAUCAAAAAAGCAGGGCUUCAUACACUUGAAUAUACCUCCAGGAAUGUUUGGUUUGAGCUCAUGCUUCAAUUAUGAAUUCCCGUGGUCUUCCCCAUUGCUGCAAUUUAUUCUUAUGGCAUUAAUUUUCGUCAUUUGUUCAUGUAAGGUAUUUAAGCUUAGCAAUUUUUUCUCAAUGUUUGAACUUGAUGUAUCAAUAAGUAAGACACGAUCAAAUCUACCUUUUUCAUGAGCUUGUUUUCUCGAUCUGAGUGUGAAUGCAUGUUGAAGUAUUUCUAGA
Phoenix dactylifera (date palm) is the source of this 1501-nucleotide messenger RNA. Its product is annotated as defective in cullin neddylation protein AAR3-like. Lineage: Eukaryota; Viridiplantae; Streptophyta; Magnoliopsida; Arecales; Arecaceae. Gene Ontology annotation, cellular component: ubiquitin ligase complex. Gene Ontology annotation, molecular function: ubiquitin-like protein binding; ubiquitin conjugating enzyme binding; cullin family protein binding. Gene Ontology annotation, biological process: protein neddylation. The record is from RefSeq and is a predicted model, not a curated record.